Messenger RNA from Hyaena hyaena (striped hyena), 2726 nucleotides. It is a transcript of the gene DGKE, whose product is annotated as diacylglycerol kinase epsilon. Bases 112 to 1806 code for a protein of 564 amino acids. The transcript is spliced from 11 exons. The record is from RefSeq and is a predicted model, not a curated record. Gene Ontology annotation, molecular function: ATP-dependent diacylglycerol kinase activity. Lineage: Eukaryota; Metazoa; Chordata; Mammalia; Carnivora; Hyaenidae.
CAGAGGCGCCCUCCGUGUCCCCAGAAAGGCGGAGGGCGGGCGAGCGGGGACCGCGAGCCCCGGGAGGAUCCCGCCUGUUUGUCUGCCAGUUAGAAAUCGGCCUUAGACAAGAUGGAAGGGGAGAGGCGGCCGGCGCCCUACGAGGGCCUGUUUGCCGACGGGCACCUGAUCCUGUGGACGCUGUGCUCGGUGCUGCUGCCGGUGUUCAUCACCUUCUGGUGCAGCCUCCAGCGGUCCCGCCGCCAGCUGCACCGCAGGGACAUCUUCCGCAAGAGCAAGCACGGGUGGCGCGACACGGACCUGUUCAGCCAGCCCACCUACUGCUGCGUGUGCACGCAGCACAUUCUGCUGGGCGCUUUCUGCGACUGCUGCGGGCUGCGCGUGGACGAGGGCUGCCUCAAGAAGGCCGACAAGCGCUUCCCGUGCAAGGAGAUCAUGCUCAAGAGCGACGGCAGGGCCCUGGACGCCAUGCCCCACCACUGGAUCCGGGGCAACGUGCCCCUGUGCAGCUCCUGCGUCGUUUGCAAGCAGCAGUGCGGCAGCCAGCCCAAGCUCUGCGAUUACAGAUGCAUUUGGUGUCAGAAAACAGUACAUGACGAGUGCAUGAAAAACAGCUUAAGGAAUGAAAAGUGUGAUUUUGGAGAAUUCAAAAAUCUCAUCAUUCCACCAAGUUACCUGACCUCUAUUAAUCAGAUGCGGAAGGACAAAAAAACAGAUUAUGCGGUGCUGGCCUCUAAGCUUGGAAAGCAGUGGAGCCCAUUAAUAAUCCUGGCCAACUCUCGUAGCGGAACGAACAUGGGAGAAGGGCUGCUGGGAGAAUUUAGGAUCCUCCUAAACCCAGUCCAGGUUUUUGAUGUAACUAAAACCCCCCCUGUCAAAGCCCUGCAACUUUGCACUCUCCUUCCCUGUCACUCGGCCCGGGUGCUUGUUUGUGGAGGGGACGGCACUGUGGGCUGGGUCCUGGACGCAGUCGAUGAAAUGAAGAUUAAGGGACAAGAAAAGUACAUUCCACAAGUCGCAGUCCUGCCUCUGGGAACAGGCAAUGAUCUGUCCAAUACCUUGGGCUGGGGCACUGGGUACGCGGGAGAGAUCCCAGUUGCUCAGGUCUUAAGAAAUGUGAUGGAAGCAGAUGGAAUCAAGCUAGAUAGAUGGAAAGUUCAAGUAACAAAUAAAGGCUACUACAACUUAAGGAAACCCAAGGAAUUCACAAUGAACAACUAUUUUUCUAUUGGACCUGAUGCUCUCAUGGCUCUCAAUUUUCAUGCUCAUCGCGAGAAGGCACCAUCUCUGUUUUCUAGCAGAAUUCUUAAUAAGGCUGUUUACUUGUUCUAUGGAACUAAAGACUGUUUGGUGCAAGAAUGUAAAGAUUUGAAUAAAAAAGUUGAGCUAGAACUGGAUGGUGAGCGAGUAGAACUGCCCAGUUUGGAAGGUAUUAUAGUUCUGAACAUCGGAUACUGGGGCGGCGGCUGCAGACUGUGGGAAGGGAUGGGAGAUGAGACGUACCCUCUAGCCAGGCAUGACGACGGCUUGCUGGAGGUCGUUGGAGUGUAUGGGUCUUUCCACUGCGCUCAGAUUCAGGUGAAACUGGCAAACCCUUUCCGAAUAGGACAAGCACACACAGUGCGGUUGAUUUUGAAGUGCUCGAUGAUGCCAAUGCAGGUAGAUGGAGAGCCCUGGGCCCAGGGCCCCUGCACGGUCACCAUAACUCACAAGACGCACGCACUGAUGUUGUAUUUCUCUGGAGAACAGACGGAUGACGACAUCUCCAGUACUUCAGAUCAAGAGGACAUAAAGGAAACCGAGUAGUCGGAUGAGGAAGUGAAAGUUUAGAGUAGAAUCCUUCCAAACAGGUAGAUACGUAUUCAUCCGGAAGUAGAAUCCUCUAUCAGCUGUUUGGUCUUAAUUUCACCAGUAGUCGAGUGGGUAUACAUUUAUGUAAAUAGCAUUCCAAAAACAGCCGAAUUUCCAGUUGUUUACAUACGCCUGUUCUCUCUUCAGCAAAACAGUCCCGUCGUAUAGUACUAACUUUAAAACGUCACAGAACGUUAGUGACCUGCAGGUGAGAUGUCUGUCACGGCUUUAUGUGUGAGGGCGGGACUCGCUCCCGGGUCCACGCUCUCCUUCCUUAUCCUUAAGCGCACAUUUGAUGGACACAUUACACGUCCAGCAAGAUGUAGGUGGAAAAAUCAUUGCCGUCUUAAUUUUUAAUGUGGUGACGCCGCCAUAACGUUUUAGAAAUUGACUUGCUUGUUUGAACGGAGUUGACUAGCGUCAGGCCAGCAGGGGUGGUGCAGGGCCGUCCGCCGUGGCGGGCCUCAGAGAACCUCUGCAGCCCCGUGCUGCGUGGACCCCUGCAGAUCCGUUUCCAGGAAACCUGAAACAGAGAAGUGUUAAAGGAAGACAAUACUUAAAUUUUUUAUGUAACUUUUAUCUUAGGAGCAAAUUGAGACCCCCAGAUGUUGCUUGGUUAACUCUGUUAAUGACCACAUAGCAGCUCAUUUAUGACCCGUGGAGCCAGAAGACACCCACACAGUUGAAUUGAUAAAGAUUAACAUUCAGAGCACUUCGUUUCCAGGCUGAACUGUUAGCCAGUUUUUCCUGAGUAAGAGACAAUAUCAACAAUUGAAAAACGUACUACAGAAAAUGUAUUUGCCCGUUAGUUGCUUAAGAAAAGUUCGAUAAUGAUUACUAACUCCUGAAAGCUCAGUGGUCUUGUAGUAUUUGAA